ACUCUCUGAUGCCGCAGUUUACCGGGGGGACAGACUCCGAGGGCGGGCUCGGUAUAAAGCUGCUGCCCGGUCUGAGGUCCACGGAGAGCCGGGAGGACCGUGGAAACAUGCCGGUGACCGGAGCGGGAUCAGCCCAGAGCGGAGGAGGAGCCCCACCUGUACCCCUGACCGGUAACAACAACUUUAAAUAUUAAUACAGAAACUAAAAUAUACAAUAAUUUUACACUUUAAUUAAAUAAGAGGCUAAUUACUGAAGACAGUUUAUAAAUGAAGCAGGUUCAGCUGCUUCUCAUGUUACUUUAACUCUUUUUUAAUCUGUUUAUGACUUUUUAAUUAUAAUUUUACAGGAAAUUUUCAGUCCUUUUAUUAGUUAUUCAACAUGUCUCAAUUUCUUUUUAAUUUCUUUAGUUUUUUUAUCCUUAAAUUUCUCUUUUGUAUUUAUUCUCUUCUAUAAAUGUGGAAUUUCCCCCUGAGAGACUAACAAAGGAAUAUCUUAUCUUUCUAUUUCAGUUUCGACAUUAUAUCAAUGUGUUUCAGAUGUUAAAACUCCUUUCCCUAUUUUUAUUUCUUUUCUAUAAUAUGAAUUUAAACAGGAAUUAUUUUGUAAAGUGAGGAGCAAAACUAAAUAAUUACAUCAGCUGUUAUAAAAGUGACCAAACACACAUUUCAAAGAGAAAACUUUUAAAAGGACAUGUAGAGUUAUAUUUGCUCAUAUUCAUAAAAAGGUGAAUUUUAUUCUAUUUUCAGGGUUGUUUUUGUUUCAGAGAAUAACCAAAGAUUAUAAUUUAUGGUCUUUGCAUGAAGGUGAAGCAUUUAUCAUUUUUACAUAACUCUCCUUUUGUCCAAAUUUCCCUCUUUUAUUGAACCCUCCAGUAAAUGUGACUGUAGUAUACAUAUGUAUAUGUUCCUGCUUUGUGCCAUAUGUUCUGAGCUUCUUUAUUCUGUUCAAACAGGGUCAGUUCAGUCCACUGUUCAGAGCAGGCCCGACUUUACGGUGCCAGUCAUGACCCUUAACCUCGUGGUGUUACCCUGCUGAUGAUGCCAGUACCUCAUUUGGCUCCGUUUCUCUCUGGGUUAUGAUGAAACAUGAAAGCGGCUAUUCUUACUCACUGGUCCAGAUAUUAACUUUCACAAUCAAGCCUUCACACGCACAUGUUGUACUCGCCAACACACACGUGUGCGCUGAGCAAGCCAGUGACUUUCAUUUGUUAUGUUCUAUUUUUGCAGGAAAGCAUGCCAACAUGAGUUCUGGAAACGGGUACAACCACCAGGAUCCGGACCAGAGCCUGAAACGGACUCACGUAGAUGGAGCAGAGCCGCACGCCCUGCCCACGCCAAUCUCAGACCCUCCCAUUCGCUACACCAAGGUAAACUGUAACCGAUCCAGGUACAGGGAAAAUACCGGUGAUGUUUAAACUUCCACAUGAAUUAUGAAUAUUCCAGGAUUUACAGAUUAUAUUCUGUCAUUUAAUCCCUGAGCACAAACUUUUGUCUUGACUUUUGUUAGUCUGAGAUUUUAAAGAGUCAAAAAUGAAAAGAAUACAUUUAUUGGUUGUUGUUUAAUUUGUAUUUAUAAGAGUUUAUGUUAAAAUGAUCUACCUUAAAAAAACCUUUAAUCUUUCCAGCACACAGAUGCAUCUCUUUAAAGAAAACAGCAUGAAAACUGUUUCCUGUGUAAAUAAAAGGAGCCUGUUAUUAAGGUGGUCAGGCUGCAGACGGUUCAUAAACUCUGUUUGAUCUGCUCUCAGACAAUCUGCAGGGGAGAUGCCCCACCAGGAAUACAUGCACUGGAAGAAUUUACUUCUCUGUGUCUCAUUCACGUCUAAUUUUACUCCAACAUCACAGCUGUUCAUCAACAACGAGUGGCAGGACUCGUGCAGCGGAGGAAAAAUUCCAGUGUUUGAUCCCGCCACAGGAAACCAGCUGUGUGAGGUCGAGGAGGCGGACCAAGUGAGUGAAGAAAAACUCAACAGCAUGUGUGUCAGAGAGAAGUCCAGGAGUCCAGAAACCUCAACCUUCUUCUCCCUGUAAAAAGAUCAGAACACCUUUUAGUUUUUUCUCACUUCAUCUUCUCAAACCUCUCAUAGGAAGACAUAGACGAGGCAGUGAGAAGUGCCAGAGCCGCCUUCCAGACGGGGUCACCAUGGCGAUCCAUGGACGCCUCAGACCGAGGUCAACUACUGAACACACUUGCUGAUUUAGUGGAGCGGGACAGGCGACUACUGGCGGUGAGAAAACGCAGGAAAACUCCUGUUUUUCAGAAUAAUGUUGAAUCACUGUAAUGUGGUAAACUUGUAUUUUUAAUUUUCAGACAUUAGAAAGUCUGGACUCUGGAAAAGUCUUCCUCAUGGCGUACUUUGUGGAUUUGUUGGCCACGAUUAAAACUCUGCGAUAUUAUGGAGGCUGGGCGGACAAGAUUCACGGUAAAACCAUCCCUGUAGGUGGGUACACCGGUUUUAAAGUUUGUAGAUGUUUCCAUGUUGAUAUUGAAAAUGUUUAAUGAUGCGCUAACAGCUGUCCAAUCCUUCUUCUAGAUGGAGAGUAUUUUACUUACACUCGACACGAGCCCAUCGGAGUUUGUGGUCAGAUCAUUCCUGUAAGUCUUCAUCACUUCAGAUCUUCAGAGAUACAGAUGAGAACUGAUAGGAUGUUUGUUCAUGUUAAAAAAACAGUCACAUGGUUUCUAUUGUCACUGAUACUGAUCAGCCCCUCAUCAAUAAUUAGUGUAUUUGAGACGUUAUAAAAGAAGACUGUUUACAGAGAAGCACUAAAUAUACAUACAUAUAUAUAUAAAUAACAAUAAUUGAUUUUAAAUGUUUUGAUAAAGAGGACACAGACUUUUCUUUCUCUGAUGUUCUGGAGGAGACGUCAUCUUCUGUCUUUAUUCCUAACAAAGUUCUCCUCCAUCUCUGCCGGGAGGGACGAGGACAUGAUGAGUAAACGGUACAGAUGAGGGGGGCAUGGAUGCAGAUUCAUUGGUGACCCUGUAAACGGGCAAACAUUGGCCUGUUUCCACGACAACCACACAAGCGUUGCAGUGAAAGUCACCACUUAACAGGGUCACAACUUAAACUGUAACACUGGUGCUUAAACUCUGAUCAUAAGUCUGACGGUUCUUACUUGUGAAGCAGCUGUUUGGUUAAAAUCAAAAGUACCAAAGAGAGAAAACAGCAGAAUGUGGACUGAGGAUUAUUAUUAUUAAUAUUAUUAUUAUUAUUGUUAUUAUUCUGCCUCCAACAGUAAGACAUCCAUAUACUGUAAAUAGUAGUCAGAACCACAGGAUUAAACCCCGGCUCCUGAAAUCACGAACUCUGUGCGUCUUCUCUCUGUGGGCCCGCUGCUGUCACUCAUGGACGUGAAAAACAUGUUUACAUGUUUAUUUCGCCGCAGUGGAACUUCCCGUUGAUGAUGUUUGCGUGGAAGAUCGCUCCGGCUCUGUGCUGCGGGAACACUGUGGUCAUCAAACCUGCUGAGCAGACCCCGUUAUCAGCCCUGCACAUGGCCGCACUCAUCAAAGAGGUAUCUGCAAAUUAACCUCUAACUCACAACGAUGAUGUAAGAGCGAAGAGUUCAUGAGACAGAAUAAGACAGAAUAAGACAUAAUGAGACAUAAUAAGACAUGAACUCGUCUGACGUCUCCCUCUGUCGCUCAGGCUGGUUUCCCUCCAGGUGUGGUGAACGUGGUCACAGGUUAUGGUCACACAGCGGGCUCCGCCAUCUCUCACCACAUGGACAUCGAUAAAAUCGCCUUCACUGGAUCUACUGCUGUCAGUAUCUGCUGAAACUGAAUCCAAAUUACGGAGAUUGAUCUUGUUUUCUCCUGUUGGUGUAAACUCUUUCACUUAAUUCCUGUCGCUGUCUUUGGUCACCAGGUCGGGAAACUGGUCCAGAAGGCUGCAGGUGAAAGUAACCUGAAGAGAGUCACACUCGAACUCGGAGGGAAAAACCCAAACAUCGUCUUUGCUGAUUGUGACCGUGAGUCUGAACUUUAAAGUCUCUCUAAAGUUCAAGUUUGUUUUUUAUAAAUUAACCUCAUUUAAAGAUGUACGGGGACUUCACUGAGUUUUACUUUCAGAGGAGAACAGGACCUAAAAUUACAGACUCUUCGUGAUACACAGGAAUAGACAAACUGUUAUUGUUUUUUAAAGAAAUUAAAGUUGUGUUUGAAAUAAGUUUACAGUCACAGCAUUAGUCCAUGUUAGCCGUCCUCUACGCUGGUUUUCACGUCAUAAACUGAAGGAGGGCCGAAGGAGAAGAAGCAGUUUUAACAUCCCUCUGAAAGAUGAUGAGACACUUUAAAAAACAGACACUCAGAGAUUUAUUGGUGUUUAUGAUUAUGAUUUCAAGUUCUCCAUAAAUAUUCCAACAACACAGUUAUGGAGCUGAAACCCUGAUAUGGCGACAGUCCUGAAGAACAUUAUCGUAUAAAACAAGUUUGAAAAAGUGCAGAACAGACAGCAGAUUUUAUUGAUUAAUAAUUUGAAGUGAUUUUCUUUACUGGUGUUGUGAGUGAAGAAAGGAUCUGUUAACAGACUCGAUGGUAUCACCUCCUGACUCUCAGUCAACAGUCGUGCUGCUGCAGCUUCUCUCCUGUCUUUCUCUUGGUCCUGCAGUAGAGUACGCGGUGGAGCAGGCCCACAGCGGUCUGUUCUUUAACCAGGGGCAGUGCUGUCUGGCCGGUUCCAGGGUCUUUGUCGAGGAGCCCAUCUACGAGGAGUUUGUCCGCCUCAGCGUGGAGAAAGCCAAAUCCAAAAUCCUGGGGAACCCUCUGCUGCCGGGUGUUGACCAAGGUCCACAGGUACAGGACACCGAGGUUAAUCACAUGAUCAAUAACAGCAUCAAUACGAGAAUAAUCAGACCUGUUCUCCUCUGCAGAUCGACCAGAAACAGUUUGAUAAAAUAAUGGUGCUGAUAGAGAGUGGGAAGAGGGAGGGGGCCACGCUGGAGUGUGGGGGCUCCCAGUGGGGUCAGCAGGGACUCUUCAUACAGCCCACCGUCUUCUCAAAUGUCUCCGAUGAAAUGCGCAUCGCCAAAGAAGAGGUACCCUGUUCUGAAACACCUGCGCACACAGAAGCAGAUUUGAUGUUCCUCGUGAUCGUCCGAGUCCUAAAUCUACCACACCGUCGUGAAAUUCCUCCUCCACUAACCUUUUCAUCUUUGCCCUCGCUCUUCUCUCUCUCUCUCUCUCUCAGAUUUUUGGUCCAGUGCAGCAGAUCAUGUGUUUCCAAAGCAUUCAGGAAGUCAUCCAGAGAGCCAACGACACACACUACGGCCUGGCAGCAGGAGUGUUUACCAACGACAUCGACAAAGCCCUCACAGUCUCCUCUGCUCUGCAGGCUGGCAUGGUCUGGUAGGAACCAAAUCCACCGAUCCUCUGAAGUCCAGGGGGGGUCACCUAAACAUUCAAUCUAAUAACAAGAAGAAAAACAAACACUUUUUCAUGUGUCAUAGCAGUUUUUUAUAAAAACUCAAAUACAGGCUGAGAGGAGGAUGUAAUGUUUCCUUCUCUUUAGGGUGAACUGCUACAACGCCAUGAGCGCUCAGUGUCCGUUCGGCGGCUUCAAGAUGUCAGGAAAUGGUCGAGAACUGUGAGUAACACCUUUUUAAACUCUGUUCGAUCUGUCACGGUUGGUAACAAUGAUUUAUAUCUGUUACUUAUUUCCUGUCCAUACCUCUGCUGUAACUGUGCAAUAUGUCAGUUAUACCUCCUUUAUCCCACUGACUUAUCCCCCAUACAUUUACACUCUGACAGCAGCUACUGCAUUACUUGUGCACUUUGUAAAUAUUUAUUUUAUACUUUUUAUAUUUUUAUUCUAUUAUAUUCUUCUUAGUACUUUAUUGCAUGUUAUUCGUACUUCUUUGGGUGGAGCGGUUCUUCUCAUCCAGGGCAUUUCUUGCAUUGUUGACUAUUUUUAAUCUGCAUGUGACAAAUAAACCAAUCCUGAAUCUUGACUGACAGAGAGAGGACAAGUACAUAUAUCAAAAAUCUAAUGUUCUAUAUAAAACCACUUAGGUUGUGAUUAGAUAAAUGUCUGAACUCCUAAAAUAAGGUCAGCUUCCUCUCUGUACUUUGCUUCCUGUGGAGUUGUAGUUCGGUUGGUGUCUGCAGGUUUUCCACAUAAACUUUUGUUCUUAAAGGGAAAAUAAAUGUAAAAUGUCUUCUUCUUCUUGACAUAAGCAGCUGCUGUCAUUUUUCUUUCAGGGGGGAAUACGCGCUUCAGGAGUACACAGAGGUCAAAGCAGUCACCAUCAAAAUCUCAAAGAAGAACUCCUAACACAGUCAGACUACAGGACUGGAUGAACUUCAGAUCAUGGAGAAGAAUCGAGUGACUUUCAUAUUUAAAGGCAUUUUCUCUGUAACUCUGUGAUGAUGUUAUUUUACUGUCAGAGAUACCUCCACCUCUGAUCAUCGUUGACUCUUAUCUGUAAAAGUUCCUGUAAUGUUGUAUCUCAGAUGUAUUCACAUAUUUAGUGGACAGCAUGUUCUCUACUGUCGUGUAUAUUGUGUGUAAGUUAGUUAGUGUAAGAGAGAGAGAGAGGGGUUUUAUUUUCAGGUAACCACUUCAGUAGCACUUUGACAGAAAAGAAUUAUUUUAAUAGACAGGUGUUAUACAAAAAAUAAAAAUACAUUUACAUCCUAUUUACAGGGAUUUCUGGAUGAAAUUAAUGAAAGAGUUGACUGUAUUAACAGUGAGUUUUUAACUAUGAUUCUCUGUCGUCUGAAUAACAUGAACUUCAGUGUUUUUAUUUCUUUUUUAUAUUUUCUUUCAUUAUUCUAGAAAAAACAACAAAUUUGAUGUUUGAUUUAUUUAACUGAACAUCUGUAACCCUCUCGCCCAUAGACUGUAUCUAGAAUAGACACUGUCUGCCUCCUCGCUCUGAGAACAGCGCCCUCUGGUGACGGGCUGCAGUAUAGGUCAUAAACCCCGCCUCCUUAUGGAGCUGUGGACAAACUUUAUAAAUGAAUGACACAGAAUAUAAAUGUUUCUCCCCCCUGGUUGUGAUGUUGACAUGUAGUUACUGUCAGACUGGUUUGUGCUCAAGUCCUCUUUUUUCUGUACAGCUCCAUUUUUAAAGGUUAUUAGGGGGUUCAUGUUUUCUAUGAUUGACACCUGAUACAGCCAAUGGGAGGACAGAGAUUGUGUAGAUCACCUGUGGGAAUACGCUGUUUGAGCCGAGCGUCAUCACAGCGAGUCUCCCAACGAAUGCAUACAACGCUACUGAACAAUGUUGGUUUCAGGAAAUGAAGUUGUUUAGUGUGACUGUCACUUUAAGACGGUACACACCUGAUUAGCCUCAUUAAAAUGUAUGACGUUUUGGUGGGCGGGGUUUAGUUGGAGGUCAGUUUAAACCUUAUAUGGUUAACCAACAUCAUUUGAGUUAUUUUAGGCUUUUUACUUAUAUCGACGCAAAAUCACAAAGUUUAAAUGAAUAAGUGAUGUUAUUUACUGUGUGUGUGUUCGACAGUAUUACUUUGAUAAGUUUACAGAGACGAUCUGGAUCAGACCGGUCUACCUGUCCACGCGCAUCGUGAGAUGAUUGACAGGACUGCUGAAGGUGAGACGACCUGAACAUUUAGUCUUUGUCUAAGAACAAAGAAAACAGGUGUGGAUGGUUUUAUUUCAACGUUGUUCUCCCGUUUGUUCUGCUUACAAAGCUAACGUUAGCCUGUGUGCUAACCGCGAGCGCGAAGCUCUGUGAACGCAUGCGCAGUUGGAAUUAGGACCGCCGUUAGGAUCUGAGCAGUUAAAUCGUGAUCUCACCUGUUAAAGUUGUCUUUAGAUCCUUCUUUCUUCACAGACAGUUAAUAGACUUUUAGAGUUUGAUAGUUUAAUAACUAGCAAAGUUUCUGGUUCUUCUUCUUUGUUCAAUUUCGGAUUAUAAUUUGAUUUUAAAGGUGAACUGCGCCCUCUACUGUACAGGAGUGUAAAAGGAUACUCACAUGGUGGUUAUUAGUGUUUGUCUCCAGCUGAAACUCCAUCAUGAUGUUGGCCUUAAAGGUCUCAUUAUUGGCAUGUUCUUGAUAAAUGUGACUGAUAAUGUAAACACAGUAAAUCUCAUUAAAGACUAAAAGUAUAAAAAUAAAAGGUCUCUCUUGUGGCACCCUCCUUUAAAACCUCGAACCAUGAGGUCGGUGUCAGCAGACGCUGGUCGUCCUCGUUCUAUAGUCCAUAGUCCUUUUUAUUCUCUUGGUGGCCCACCCCGACCUCUUCCUCUCCCUGAUCCAGGUUGAGGCCCUCUGGCAUUUCCAGGAGGGGGUCUCCUCGGUCCUGGGGGGCGGGUCACUGGAGCUUUGGGGUUUGGAGCAGCCAAUGACACGUCUUUCUGCAGUUUGACCCCUUUACCUGCUGCACCUGGCUUCACUUUGGGAGACCUGCUGCCUUUCUUGUUUACAACCUCUGCGGAGAAACGAGGAGAGCGAAGCGUCAAAAUGGACAACGCCACAUAAACUAAAUCACUCAUUUGUGUGUGAACGUACCAGGAGGGGGCGCUUCUUCCUCUUGCUCUUCCUCAACAGGAGGAGGUAUCAGAGAUUUGUCCGGCAGCAGGUCUUCCAGGUCUUUCAUCACCUGGUUGGUGCUGUCCUUGUUGUUUCUGCGGUUCUUCUCCUCGUCUCGAGCCUGUGAACGUGUGAAGGGUCGAAAACAGUUGCUUACAUUUUGCACAAAAAAGAUUUUAUUUGAACGAGAAGGUCACUCCUACUGACCAUUUGCAUCUUCCUUUUCAGGUCCAGGUUUGCUUGUUGAUAUCCCUUUGAGACCGCGUUCAGGUAGUAAAUGGCCAACCUGUAACACAACAGAGUAACUCUCAGUGUACCACUGAAAACUGCUCAGGGAGGACUGCAUGUAGAGAAGAUGUGUUCUGGAGCUACAUGACUGUAUGUCUAACCAGUGCCAUUUGGAAAUGUGUGACUACAGUGCCCCCUUGUGGUUGCAUUGGAGUUGUACUCACACCAUGAGGAGGACGGCGGGCAGGAUGAGUCCAGGGUUUGUGGCAUAGGUGAAAAUGUUUCCUAUGAAGGAGGGCAGAUCCUGCUCGAUUGUCUCCAUGACAACGUCGUACAUCUUCUCUUGACCGCUGCAGGACAACAAAAAUAAGGAUCAAAUGUCGGACUCUGCUGGUGAGACACUUUGAGAGGUUUAUUGGUAGUUUUAGUGGGAGCACAUUAGUAAUAGAAGUCACAGUAGUGUGAAUAUACUGGAAUAUACUGGUUUUCUUUGGAGUGGUGCAUUCAAGGUCUGGAUUAUUCAGUUAAACUCUGAUGCUUUUGUUUUUGUAUUGUUGUAUUUUUCCAUGACUGACCUGAAGGGCCCGCAGUCAAAGGACGGGGACAGGGUCAUGAUGGUGUAGACCACAGGCAGCAGGCUGAGGAAGAGCACCAGCAGCAGCAGACCCAUGUAGAAGUUGUUGGAGCGAGAGGCUUUAAAGACUCGCUCAUGAGGGACGUUACAGCACAUGACCGCCCAGCACUGAUAGUACAUGGAGCUCAGGAGGCGCAGAACGUUCAAACCCACCAGACCUGGAGCAUAAAACGCCCCCAUCCUGAGGGGGACGGCGGGGUUAGUGACAGAGUCUUAGAAGUGCACAGUCAGAUUAGAUUAGAUUAGAUACAACUUUAUUUAUCUUUAUUUAUUCAAAGAAGCAGGAUCCAGUCCCAAUGAUCAGACCAGUUUGUCGUUAUGGGCACAUUAGAAACAGACCACAGAGAAAUAUUCACUGAGAGGAGCCCAGUAGACGACAGAAAAUCAGAAUAAAUGAGUUUUUAUUCACCAGAUCAUUCCUUGGUUAAAGAUCAGACCGAGCACAUUUCCACUGAUGUCAAACUCUCCGUAUGAAGGCUGCAACCAACAAGAGAACAACACCAUUAACAAGCUGACCUGAAGUAACAGACAAGAGUGAAGAUACUAACUCUCUCUCUCUCUCUCUCUCUCUCUCUCUCUCUCUCUCUCUCUCUCUCUCUCUCUCUCUCUCUCUCCCUCCCUCUCUGUAAUUAAGUUCUCAUGUCCGUCUCUCCUUUCACAGGAGACCAGGGUUCAGCUGUCUCACCACAUCUCAUCAGUCAGUAUCAGGUUGACUCUAAAACAAACAGAGCUGAUCUCUCGUACUGUUUAAAGUUAGUCAGACAACAUGGCCGACCAUGACUAAAACAGAUACUGUAAAAACCAAAACAUCCACAUUACAGGACAGACCUGAGAAACAGGCCUGAACUCUAACACAGUUAACAGAUCAUUAAAUAUUGAACAGGAGACAGUAACAGCCAAGAUGUAAUUAGAUAAUCUGAUUCAUAAUCUGGUUUAAACAAAAUAAAAUCUCCUAAAGUUCACAUAGAAACCCAAACCGCUCUGUGAGUACUCACAAACCCGGCCUCCAGGUCCCAGCACCAGCAGUAGUUCAGGUACCGGACCAGUAGAGCUCUCACAAAGUCUCCGAUCAGGAUGGUCAGAUAGGUGACCUGCAUGUCCGAUACGAUCAGCUUCACAAACUCCUGCUCAGCAGAAACAAACAGAGACAGUCUGACUUCUUCACCUCCACAGUCUUACAUUCAUCACUGAACCUGCUGUAAGAGGAUUUUACUGACGAUUCCCACCGCCGUCUCCCAGCAGGGUCCUCUGAUGACAUCGGCCGGGUGAACGUUUGGAGGGGGCACGUUGGUGGUGUUGUAGUGAGCGCUGUAGUUGGCGACGUACUGCUUCAAAGCCCAUUCAGUGGCGUUCUUGAUGGCCUUCUCGCUCUCCAGCUGAAGAACAUCAAACAUGAACUCAUGACGUCAAAUUUUACUGAUGAAGCUCCAGAAAAACACAGAAAUGAAGUGUUGGCCACCUGAAAGGAUCCCUCAGACCUGUGUGGAGUCUGUCAGCUGACUGUGAUCAUACUCCGACUACGCUGGUUACAUGGUAGAGAAAAUCUAAUUCCAAUCUCAUUAUCUGGGUGUUUUAAUCUGAGUUCUUAAACUCUGAUUAUAGUCGGACUAAAGUGUUUACAUGACCUUCAGUUGUCCGGUCUUAAUCGGAAUAAGGCGAUAAUUCAUGUAAGUGUCAUGUAAACAUCACAGACAACUUGAGAAAGAUCAGAUGUCUCGAUAGAUUUGAAGUGACCCGUGGUUCUGUAUGGACCUACAGAGUUUGGAUUCAAAGGGUCUCUCUACACUGUUGAAGGACGGGCGAUAGUCGAACUGUCAACAGGUUAACGUCAGCUUCCUUUAACCUUGAAACAGUUUUCUGAAAAACUUCUUGAGGUACCGACUUCAAUUCUGAUUUUGUCGCUGUGGAAAACAUCCUCUUCUCCUCAUAACACCUGAGCUGGAGAGGUUGGCAGCUUUGACUUGAUAGCUGGAUGCUAACUCGCUACAAGAAACCCUCAAAUUCAGUGUUUUUAGUUUUUUUUCUCGGGGAUCUUCCUGGUGCAGUUUUCCCAUGUUUCCUCGUCUAAAUCAGCUGGUUCUACUGUCUUACUUGGAUGGAAACAGUGUUAGGUUUGGUUUAUCUACCCGAGCAGUUUCCAUUGUUUCCAUCUGAACAUGAGUUGGUGUGACACCACACCUGGUUCUGACAGCAGCCCACCGAGCUUCGCUGUCGGCUUGUAAACACCACACAAAUUCAUUUCAGUGAACCGCCCUGAAAUCGCACUUUUACCUCCAAGGACAGAGUUUCAGGAUAGGUCCUUGGGUUGAAGAAGACGUUUCUGUUUGAAGGAUGAUAAAGUAAGCCACAGUUACAGGAACCAACAGGUGUUUCCGUCUCACCUUGGCAGUGACCUCAUCGAACAGGGCAAACAGGAAGGUGUACAGGUUUCCCAGGAAGAGGGCGAAGAUCCGACCCAGCUGCCACUUCAGGGCGUCUCGGGGGUGAUAGUCCUCCAGCUCUGCGAUGGUCUCAAACAGAGGAGGACACACCAGGCCCAGGAGAGACAUCACAAACUCCACCUGAAACAUCAGAGUGACCAUCAGCUGUUUCUCCUCUCUGUUCGUAUCAAUAAUCCUAAAACGUCACUGAACGUGAACUCGCCUCAUUCUUCUCAAACCACGAGAGAUCUUCACUUUUCAUGUUUGCAAACUCCUGCGAACGUUUCACCACGAAGUAGAUGAGGUAACCGCUUCCUCCGAGGCUGCACAGGAUCAGGAAGUUAGCCAGAACCCUCAGGAACCGUCGGAGGUGGAUGUUCUCGUCUUUUUGGUUCUCCUGUUCAUCUACGAUAGACUCCUACAACAGAGUGAAAUCAAUCUGAGAAACAAUCACUUCAAACUUCAGCCCUAGUUCCUCUGUUCUUCUCCCAGUUAUCAUCAUAAAUUUCUCAAGAAGAACAAGUAUGAAGAAAACUGGACGCUGUGAGUCUGAAGGGUUUCUGUUCAGUUCUUCUGCUGCAGAAACUCCACAGUAGGUGGUGUUAAUGUGAGGAAACUCGGCAUCUUUAAUUCAACGUCA
Xyrichtys novacula (pearly razorfish) is the source of this 12422-nucleotide messenger RNA. The record is from the annotation of a GenBank genome assembly. NCBI's taxonomy places the organism in Eukaryota, Metazoa, Chordata, Actinopteri, Labriformes, Labridae.